UCCCUGCGCUCAGUUCACACUCGGGCGCAGCGGCGUCGCGGUGGUCCUACUGCCGGGCGACUGGCUGUGUUUAUGUGUUUGUUUCCGUGCGGACUGGGACAGUGAGAACAAACACUAUGGGGGGCAUCAUUUCACGGUGGAAGGCGAAGCCCUCCACAGUGGACCGUCUGGAGGAGUUGGAUAAGGACAUUAAGGACCUUGAGGAGUUCCGUGCGAAGAACCAGCGUCUGCAGAAGUUAUGGGUGGGCCGCCUGCUCUUCUACUCUGCUGCCCUCUACCUGCUCACCUGUGUGGUUAUCUAUUACCUUUAUCUGCCUGAACAGUGGAGUGCCCGGCUCAUCACUGCGCUGCCUCUGAUCGCCUUUCCUGCACUGGUGUGGUUUGUGCGCAAGCUGCUUAUCUUCCUCUUUUCAAAACGCACAGAAAGAAACAAUGAAAAAUUAGAGGACUUAAAGACAGAGAAAAGAAAAAUCCUUGAAGAGGUGAUGGAAACAGAGACGUACAAAAAUGCAAAAUUAAUCCUGGAAAGAUUUGACCCUGAAGCAAAGAAGAAAGUGGAAACAGAAGCUACUCCUGUCCGACCUAAUAUGACUCCCAGGCCAGGACAAGAUCUACGACAACGUCAUGUUGCCAUGGCUACUCCAGGGCCCCAUCCUAUGGCCCCUGGAGCCACACCGCUUCGCGCAGCACCUGGGGGCCCUCCUGAGAAGGGUCUCGCUGCUUCAGCAACCAGCCCGGCAAUGGCCAGCACCAUGGACUCCCCACCACAGAUGAGGAGGCACGUCAGCCCCUAUUCACCAGCACCUGGAACAGGCAUGUAUCCCCCAGGUCCUCCUCUGGCUCGCCCCAUCCUCCCCCGAGAACGCAGUGCAGUGGACAGGGUCAUAGAGUAUCUGGUGGGAGACGGACCUCAGAACAGAUAUGCUCUGAUUUGUCAGCAGUGUUUCUCUCACAAUGGCAUGGCCCUAAGGGAGGAGUUUGAGUAUUUGUCCUUUCGUUGUGGGUAUUGCUACUUUAUGAACCCGGCGAGGAAAAUGCGGCCCCAAGCUCCCAGACUCCCAGAGUUCAGCUUUGAGCGCCGCCUUCGCUCAGAGUCUCCCGACCCACAGUCCUCAGCAGCCACAGACACGCCAGAGGACAGCGAUGCCCAUGAAGUGUCAAGGCAUCGUUCCCACUCCGCAGGUGCUACACCAUGGAGCAAAGUUCACAGUUUCAGGAGAAAUCGCGCAGAUGACAUGGAGCCCGUGGCCUCUGCUGACCACCAGGAGACAGGUUCUGACAAGGCGUCGCCCACAGAGGAGGGAGGCGAGGAUACGCACCCCUCCCAGUGUAGCCCUUCCCCUUCUGAGGAUGCCCAGCCUGAUAAUGAAGCAGAGAGUGCUCAGAGGAGAGAGCAGGAGGAGGCGGAGUCAAACUGAGUUCUCUGUUCACUUGGUGCUGGAACAUGUUGUUUUAAAUCUUUUGCAGUUUCGUUUAAUUUAUUUGCCAGGUUUAUAUUCUGCUGAAUUCAGUUUGCACUGUUUGUUUUUGCCAAGUUUUGUUUCCAGUUUUGCUUGUUCCUCUGUAAAUGCAAAGAUAACUAGAUCUGAGACACUCAUUAGAGCUCUGCCAACCACAGCACAGAGUUGUGCAUCACAUGUAAUGUUGUUUUACUAGCCAAUAAUGAGUGUAGCUUUGACAGGUCUAGAGAGGACAGACCAUAGACCUUAAUUGGUCUCAGUCUCAGCUUGCAGCUCAUCUACUUGCUCAUUUAAGGGUAGAUGCUGGUAUUUUUUCAGCCUGGAUCAUAUGGUUGAUUACCAUGGACAACAUUCAUGUGUUUCACUGUAUAUGGCACAGACUUAGAAUAUAAAGGGCCUUGUCAAAUUUCUGGGUAACACUUUACUGUAGGGCAGUAUUUAUAAGGCUACAUGGCAUCUAUAUACAGCCUUUGAUGACAACUGACAUGAUCAGCAAAAACAUUUAUAAAGACUUAUUCCAUAGUAUAGUAGCUGACAUUUUAACAUAACAUUUUUAUCAGUCAUUGGCUCAUCCAAGAUGCUUUCUGGGGCUAAAUAACAGAGUUUGUAGUUUGAUGUAUAUCACAGUGACAUAAUGCUGAAAAUAUGACAUGGCAUACAGUGUCCGGCUGAUUGAAUAAUGGUGGCAAUUAGAUAAAGCAAGCUUCAAUUUACUGUUUAAAAGAUUUAAGCCUUCUUAGGCAAUUCAUCAGCAUUGUGAUAUAUCAUAAUAUACACUAAGCUACAAAAUAGGGCAUGGAGAUGUGACAGUAUUUAUCAUCAUCAUGCUAAAUUACCUCACGAUUGUGGAUGUCGGUACUUCCCAACUGCAUGUUUAAUUACAAAGAGAGCAGAGUUAGAGCUGUUUAAUUGGUUUUAGUGUGUGAAAUACUGAAUACAAAUCAAUGAAUUUAUAGUUUUGAUAGUAUUUAAAUGUGACAUUACUUGUCUGAUCCAACUUAUCAGAAAAAAGAAAUAUCAAAAGAUCAUAAGUAACAUAUCUUUAAUAUUUAUGUGGGUUAUGUGUCAUGUUGUCUUAUGAACGCUACCCUAUAGUAAAGUGUUGCCGGAUACCAUAAAGCUAAGGUAUUAAAGUUUAUGAACAUGGUUUGUUAUAAUGUGUUAAGGUAGUCGAUACAAUAACAUGCUUUCUUUGACAUAGACUUCCAAACUUGGCUUUUUAAUAGAAGCUGGAUCUAAUUUAGUGUUUUGUUUACAUUUGUGUGCAACACAAACAAGCUAUAUUGAUCAGCUGUUUUCUUUUCAUAAGAGCAUGAGGUAUUUUCAGUAGGAGCGAGACAGUUUGUCAGUUGCACUAUUUUAUUUAAGUUUUAGACUUUUAGUUGAUUGGUGUUAUAAUUGCUUUUAAGUGUAAUUUCUGUGUGUGUUUUAAGCUGCUUGGUGCCUUUCUGGGAAAAGAAAUGAGUAUUACUGGGACUCAAAGCCCAGCAUUGUAUCACGAGAGGGUGUGACUCCAAAGCCGGAUUCAGUUACCAUGGCUGCAGCAGCAGAAACUUCUGAGAAACAGAUAAAGUAACAGUGCACCAAAUAAAAUGCACAACAAGUGUGUUUACCACGCUCUCAAUGACUAAGCCAAAUCUAGCUCUGGUGGUUUUUCAGCAAUUCAUGGUUGAGAUUGUCUGGCUUUAGUAGUUAAUCCCCGUAAGAAAAUGUAUACACCACUUUAAUCAAAACUACAGUUGUAGUUAUUUUGCUCCUGGGGGUCCUCUUAGGUGCAUUAGUCUAAUAACUCUGGCUGACUCCAGUAGCUGAUAACAAAUGACGGAACGGAUGAUAAUUAUAGUCAUAAAUAAUUAUGAAUAAAGUCACAUUAGUUAUAUUAUGGUAUGGUCACACCAUCGUACAGGUCAGUUAAUACUGCAUAAUCACUUUAUCUGCUAGACAGCUGUUUCUGGUUUGUUCUGUCCGGGUGUCUCUCUGUGCAUGUCAGCUGUGUUUACACUAGGAUAGGUGCGAUUGUGCAUGGCAUAUCCAAUAAAGGUUCUUUUUUCUAAA
Pygocentrus nattereri (red-bellied piranha) is the source of this 3515-nucleotide messenger RNA. RefSeq names its product lunapark, ER junction formation factor (gene lnpkb). The transcript is spliced from 14 exons. The record is from RefSeq and is a predicted model, not a curated record. Gene Ontology annotation, cellular component: endoplasmic reticulum tubular network. Lineage: Eukaryota; Metazoa; Chordata; Actinopteri; Characiformes; Serrasalmidae. Gene Ontology annotation, biological process: endoplasmic reticulum tubular network organization. The coding region runs from base 117 to 1418 and encodes 433 amino acids.